CGCAUGCGCGGGGUCAGGGUUGACAGUCCGCUCGCAAUCGUGGAAAGCGGUGCGCUGGCUAAGCUAACCGUUGCAAAGCUACAUGUGGAGGGUAAAACGGGAAGGCACCCCCGACCCCAACUCUUGUCAAAUAUCCCCGUAUCGACCCUCUCAGACGCCAAAAGUCAAGACUCGGUGAAAACUAUACCCGUUUACAAUGAAAGGCCGGAUCGAGCUGGGGGAUGUGACGCCCCACAACAUCAAGCAGCUGAAGCGCCUCAACCAGGUCAUCUUCCCAGUCAGCUACAACGACAAGUUCUACAAGGACGUGUUGGAGGUGGGCGAGCUCGCUAAGCUUGCAUACUUUAAUGACAUCGCAGUUGGGGCUGUGUGCUGCCGAGUGGACCACUCUCAGAACCAAAAGCGAUUGUACAUCAUGACACUGGGCUGUCUUGCCCCGUACCGGAGACUUGGCAUUGGUACAAAGAUGCUAAACCACGUGCUCAACAUCUGCGAGAAGGAUGGCACUUUAGACAACAUUUACCUUCACGUCCAGAUAAGCAACGAGUCAGCCAUCGACUUCUACCAGAAGUUUGGCUUCGAAAUCAUCGAAACGAAGAAGAACUACUACAAGAGGAUAGAACCGGCAGAUGCGCACGUCCUACAGAAAAGCUUGCGCAGUCCGAGCGCGCCGCCCAGCAGAGAGCUUCAGAAAACGGAAUAGUGCUGAAACGGGCGGGGCGUCACCCGCUUUUUGGAAAAACCAGCACAUCUGACCUGCGGAAAAAAGAACUGUGACAAACGCCCCCACCCCACAAGGAUGCUUUCAAAGACAAAAUUGUGGAAGGAAAAGAAAACUCAAAAAUUACCUGGCAAAUGACUCCCUUUGGAUUAUCGCCCCCCCCCCCGACAUUACUCAUACAGUUAAUUGACAAAGUGUCCAAAAAGUAUUCUUCAGAUUGACAACCCAAGUGUGGUGUUUGCAAUGCGUACUUUGUGUUUGACUUGGUUUUGAUGCAACUCUAAAAGCUUAAUUGGAGUGGGGGGAGGGGGGGGGGCUGGGCUGUUAUCCAAAGUUUCUGGUUUUGGAACAGUUUACAAGAGCGACCAUCUUUCCGACGCAAAACAGUUAACAUGGUUAAUGCCGCGCUCGGAUUGACUUCAUUUAAAAGUAACCAUUUGGUUGUUUUAUUUUUUUUUCUUGGUUUUAUUUUCAUUUUACAUCGCAGAGGUUAAGCGUUUCAGAGGUUCUCCUGGGUUUGGAAAAUGGUGUUCUUCUCCAAAAGGGAAACGUGAGAGCUUAUGGGAAGUAGUGCGUCUCGGUGACACGGCAGAGCUCGUCCUCCCAACAACUCUCUGCCGAGUAUCGACUGCCGGAGUUGUCCGCUUGUUUUGUUUCGAAGCGCUUGUGUGUGCGUGUGUUAUACCCAGAGGAAGCUCUGACUUCGAAUGCAUGCAAGGAGACUUGUGUCCUCGCUCUACUGUAGUAUAAGCAUGGUUUCUUUCUUUGAAGAAUUUUAUCUUUUUCUGGAGCU
Molecule: messenger RNA, 1514 nt
Organism: Corythoichthys intestinalis (scribbled pipefish)
Lineage: Eukaryota; Metazoa; Chordata; Actinopteri; Syngnathiformes; Syngnathidae
Gene: naa50
Product: N-alpha-acetyltransferase 50, NatE catalytic subunit
Exons: 5
Coding region: 197-703 (168 amino acids)
Biological process (GO): mitotic sister chromatid cohesion
Cellular component (GO): NatA complex
Molecular function (GO): N-acetyltransferase activity
Source: RefSeq, a predicted model, not a curated record